This is a messenger RNA of Didymella exigua CBS 183.55, 162 nucleotides long. RefSeq lists its product as uncharacterized. Lineage: Eukaryota; Fungi; Ascomycota; Dothideomycetes; Pleosporales; Didymellaceae. Bases 1 to 162 code for a protein of 53 amino acids. The record is from RefSeq and is a predicted model, not a curated record. The transcript is spliced from 2 exons.
AUGACUAAGCGGAAAUCGCGCAAAAGGAAGCGGAUCCAGCAAGGUGGUACUAUGGAAAGGCUCAUGGUGGUGGUGAUCAAGAACAAGCUCAACCAGCUCUACGGCGCUGUGGAAACUGUAGAGGGACUAGACACAACGCGCGAACGUGCAAAAAAGAUAUAG